GAAACUGGAAUUUGCAUUUCGCUGCAUUUCAUACCAUUUGCAUUUGGGUGUUUGUAUAUAUGUAUAUAUAGAAAGAGAAGGGAUUUGCUUUUCCUUUUGCUACUUUUAUGAGCUUUUCCUUUCCUCUUCUUUUCUCACUUUCUUUGUUUUUGUCAAUGCAAUGUGUAUAAGAAGGCGGUAUUAGUGGGGUUGGGUUGCUUUUUUGCUUUAUCUUUAGACCCUCUUAAGAAAGAUCCACACAUGGGCAAAGUAGUUUCCUUUGCAUAGAAGUCUUCUGCUUUUAUUUGCUUCUCUAUUGCAGAUUUUGGUGUUGCUAUUAUUUUCUCUUUUUGUGAGUGGUUGUGGGUUCAUUUUGGUUUUGUGGGAUCCUUGGGUUUUAAGUUCAGUUGCAGUUUCAUUUUUGUUGGGCGGGGUUGGAUUUGUGUAGUUGAGAUUUUCUUCAUUUUCUGGGAUUUCAAGAGGAGGGAGAAGAAUGGCAGGGGGAGGAGCGGCGCCACCGCCGAAAGCGGAUGAGUUGCAGCCACAUCCAGUGAAAGAUCAGCUGCCCAACAUUGCUUAUUGCAUUACUAGUCCUCCACCAUGGCCUGAGGCUAUUCUUCUUGGAUUCCAACAUUACCUGGUCAUGCUAGGCACCACUGUCCUCAUUCCUAGUGCUCUUGUUCCUCAGAUGGGAGGUGGCAAUGAGGAGAAAGUGAGGGUAAUCCAGACACUACUGUUUGUUGCUGGCUUGAACACACUGUUCCAGACUUGCUUUGGAACUCGGUUACCUGCCGUGAUUGGAGGGUCAUACACCUUUGUCGUCCCUACUAUCUCGAUUAUUUUGGCCGGUCGAUAUAGUGAUAUUCCAGACCCUCAUGAUAAAUUCAAGCGGAUCAUGCGUGGAAUCCAGGGCGCCCUGAUUGUUGCGUCGACACUUCAGAUUGUCCUUGGCUUCAGCGGCCUUUGGCGAAAUGUCGCGAGGUUCUUGAGUCCACUCUCAGCAGUCCCUUUGGUAUCUCUAGCUGGGUUUGGGCUUUAUGAGCUUGGUUUCCCAGGGGUUGCCAAGUGUAUUGAAAUUGGGCUUCCACAGAUAAUUGCCUUGAUAAUUUUUUCACAGUACAUACCCCACGUGAUACACUCUGACAGGAGUGUCUUUGAUCGGUUUGCUGUUAUAUUUUCGGUUAUUAUUGUAUGGAUUUAUGCCCACCUCCUUACUGUUGGUGGGGCAUAUAAGCAUGCAGCACCAAGGACACAAUCAAAUUGCCGUACUGAUAAAGCCGGGCUUAUUGGUGCUGCUCCAUGGAUAAGAGUUCCAUAUCCAUUUCAAUGGGGAGCACCCACAUUCGAUGCAGGUGAAGCUUUUGCCAUGAUGGCUGCUUCAUUUGUUGCUCUUGUAGAGUCAACUGGUACUUUCAUUGCGGUGUCAAGGUAUGCAAGUGCGACACCAUUGCCGCCUUCUAUUCUCAGUCGUGGCAUCGGUUGGCAGGGAAUAGGUAUACUGUUGGAUGGUUUGUUCGGGACAGUGAGUGGUUCCACUGUAUCUGUUGAGAAUGCUGGUUUGUUAGCAUUAACUCGUGUUGGAAGCCGAAGGGUUGUGCAAAUAUCAGCGGGAUUCAUGUUAUUCUUUUCUGUUCUUGGGAAAUUCGGAGCUAUAUUCGCUUCCAUUCCAGCACCAAUUAUUGCAGCCUUGUAUUGCCUUUUCUUUGCCUAUGUGGGUUCGGCAGGUCUCAGUUUCCUCCAGUUCUGCAACCUCAACAGCUUCAGAACCAAGUUCAUCUUAGGCUUCUCUGUUUUCAUGGGCCUCUCUGUGGCACAGUACUUCAAUGAGUACGCUGCAGUCGCUGGUUAUGGUCCAGUUCACACUAAUGCAAGAUGGUUCAAUGACAUUAUCAAUGUGCCAUUCUCUUCAAAAGCUUUUGUUGCGGGAAUCAUAGCAUUUUUCUUAGACAACACGCUGCUUCGGAAGGACUGCGCUACAAGGAAAGAUAGAGGUUACCAUUGGUGGGAUAAGUUCCGUUCAUUUAAGACAGAUACCCGGAGUGAGGAAUUCUAUGGCCUACCUUUCAAGCUCAACAAGUUUUUUCCAUCCGUAUGAUUGAUUAAUCUGGUCUGGUCGGUCACAUUGUCGUUCAAAAUCGCUGCGAGCCGUCUCCCAAGAUCCUUUGGGUGCCGGCAUAGUGCCUUUUUUUUAAAAAUUUUAACAGU
Molecule: messenger RNA, 2184 nt
Organism: Magnolia sinica
Lineage: Eukaryota; Viridiplantae; Streptophyta; Magnoliopsida; Magnoliales; Magnoliaceae
Product: nucleobase-ascorbate transporter 6-like
Exons: 14
Coding region: 473-2074 (533 amino acids)
Biological process (GO): transmembrane transport
Cellular component (GO): membrane
Molecular function (GO): transmembrane transporter activity
Source: RefSeq, a predicted model, not a curated record